This is a messenger RNA of Funneliformis geosporum, 3588 nucleotides long. The record is from the annotation of a GenBank genome assembly. NCBI's taxonomy places the organism in Eukaryota, Fungi, Glomeromycota, Glomeromycetes, Glomerales, Glomeraceae.
AUGUCUUCUGAAAAUUCUACAAAAGAACAAGGUCAAAAUAGACAUUAUAUAUCAAUUAGUCGAGAUGGAAAAUAUGCAGUCACGUUCGAUGCAGCGACCCUUCAAUUUAAAGUUUUGAAGAAUACCGAUCAUCGCGAAUUUUUUACCUAUAAUAAAAAAGAGGAAGAUGAAAGCUCUGAACAAGAUGAUUCCAAUGAAAUCAAUGAAAACAAUGCCCAUAGUGAAAUAAAUCAUGAAGAUGCCUCCAAGGAGCAAAAGGAAAACAAAUGUUCUGAAAUCAGUGAUACUAUUUCUCAUUUUCGAAUAAAGGAUAAUUUUUUUAUAGAAGUUUUUCACAAUAUCCCUCCGUCAUUCAAGAGUGACGCACGUGUAAUGGACAGAUGGUCGAUCGAUAUAUCCAAUAUAGUAAAGUGUGACGACAAAAACUUUAUAUUUAUAGCAGCAUCUAAAAUAGAAAACAAAUAUAUGAAAAAUACGACGACUGAGAAUAGUACACGAGAUGAGAAUAUUAGAAUGAUUGUAAAAAAUCAUAAUGGGGAAGAAGUUUUUAUUAAUAUUUAUCCGGAAACUAUAACAGAUCUUGGAACCGCUAUUUAUUGUCUUAAACUUAACGAUGGCGCAGAAAAUUCUUACAAUAAACUUGAAAUUAUUCAAUAUAAUUACAAUAGAUUAUCAGGAAUUUGUAGAUUUGUAGAAGAUAUCGAUGAGGAUCAAGAGGGAAAGCAAGAUUUUGAAAAUUAUGAUUGCAUGGACCAACUCCUUUCACACAUUUAUAAAAAAUAUUUUGUAUAUGAAGAUGACGACAAAAAAGUUCUUGAAGUGUAUGAUUUAGGAGAAAUGAAAUUGGAAACUAGUAUAAAGAUUCGUGAUGACGAUCAAAAAAAUAAUGAAAAGUGCUUAAAAGUUUACUCGAUCGAUAAACAAAAAUUACAAUUUUGUAUUGCUACAGGAUCUCAAUCUAUUGGGAUAUUCCUUAUGGAACACGGAUCGAGAAUCGCAUCCAAAUCAUUUGAAAAAUUCAACAUACGUAAAAUCCAUUUAAUUGAAUUCAUCAACAGCGAUGAGAAAUUAUUUUUGAUUGUCAGUGAUUCUACAAAUGAUCUAAAAUUUAUCAUUUGGGAUAUAUAUGAUACUGAUAAGGUUGAGAUAAUAACAUUAGAAGAUAUUACGGCACAAAAUCUUAGUACUUGCUUUGCAAAUUCCUCUGGAAAUAUUUUACAUGUCAAUAAUGAAGGGAAAGUUAUCUUAAUUAGUAAGAUGGUUGCUGACAAAAAUAUUGAAAAAAAUUUAGAAAAUUUAGAUUUGGAAGAAUUUAUUAAAGAAACAAUAUCAAUUAUAAAAUUAGAUAAACAAAAUCAUAAUAUAUACUUUUAUGCAAAGGAAAAGGAAAGAUAUAAACAUGAAUUCGAGCCGGCGGUUAGUGUACCAGAACCAUGGAUAACAAAAAGUUACGAAAAGAUUUCUUAUUACUUUUGUAAUAAUUCAAUACCUUUACAACUUAUAGUUGGUAGAUCUACUAUUCAAAUCUGGAAUAGAUUCAAUGAUGAAACAAAGCUUCCCAAUGAAAGAAGGCCGUUUCUUGAAUUUAUUUGGACGAAUGGAAUUCCAUAUAAUCAAGAAAAUGAAGAACAUAAAUUACAUAUAGAAAGUGUUCAAUUUGGCUUGAAUAAUUUUCGCUUGGAGGUUUAUUGGUAUGAAAAUAAAUGGAAUGAAGGAGAGAGUAUUUACGAAGAAAGUUCAAUGAAUAAGGAAAAAUUAACUGAGAAAAAAAUGACGCAAAAAAUGGAAAAUAUGGAAAAAAUAGAUGGAAUGAUAAUCAAGAAAAAAAUAAUUGAAUGGAGUGAUAUUAAUGAAAGAUUGAAUGGAAUAAGAUAUGCAUGUGAGGCAUUAGAAUUCCUUAACGUGCGCGCAAAAUCUUUAACAAGUUAUGAUAAAAUACCUAAACAUAAUGAAAUGGUCAAGUAUAUUAAUCAUAUAAUCUCGAGAUUUGCUGCAAAACGACCACAACGAUAUAGAUUACUAGCAAUUCGCUAUCAUGUUAUGAAGAAUUUGAUUUUUGGUGAUUGUAAUUAUUUAAUUCAUUACCUUUUAUUUGGAUCCGGCAAGUAUCUUUAUGUACCAAAAUGUAAAUUUUGGAAUGAGAAACGCAAAUAUAUUAUAAUAGAUAAAAAAAAUCCCGUGAAUAUAAAAAUUGAUAUCGAAAAUCGCAACGGAUUAAAAAAUCCAAGAUCGUGUAUGAAUUUCGCAAACUUUAAUUGCAGAGGUCGGAAAGAACUUGAAUAUCCAACGACAGACGUGAAUUUAGCAAUUUAUUAUUGCAGAAAUCAUAAACCAAAAGAUACAAUUAUUGUUGCAUAUGUUUUGCAAUAUUAUUUAUUAUUUGCAGAUGAUUUUGUAAAUUUGCUAAAAACGGUUUCCGAUGCAUAUUUUUUAUUGAAUAUAUUAAGAUAUGAAGAGUAUACCAAAAUGCUAAAAAAUGAAUGGCACACAUUUGAGAAGAACUUCUCAAAAAAUCCAAAUGAUAGUAAAACUCCAUUAGAAAUGUUAGAACUUUUAAUAUCCAAAUUAAAAUCACCCAUGGAUGACUUGAAGAAUUCCAGGUUUACCAAAUUUCAACGACGAAAAAAUAAUUAUAUAUUGCUUAAAAAUAUUUUCUUGUUUAUAUUUAUACCACGAUGGUAUAAAACUCUUCAAGACCAAUCAAAAAUAAUUCCAUAUGAAGAUAUUGAUGAUAUGUUUGAUCUCCCAAUAAUUAAAGAAUCUAUUAAUCAUCGUUGGCCAAGUAAAAAAUAUCUUAGGAUAGUAUUUAAUUGGUUUGAUCUACUUUCAAUCGCAAUGCCUGCGAUAGUAAUGACAAAAUUGCUUAUUUAUACGUUCAAAUCUUCUAACGGUUUUGGAAGUGUUGAAGCAAUAGACUCUCAAUUAAUUGUGGAAAUAUCUUGGUCAACUUUUAUAAUUUGGAUUGAAAUUGUUCUUAAUAUCCGUUUUAUACCAAGUAAUGCAAAAUAUAAUAAAUCUUUAAGAGCUGGGUUUAUUUUAUUAAAAAAUCCAACAAUUAAAGCAAGAGAUUCAACAUUAAGUGGAAAUGCUACAAAUCUAUCGACAAACGAAAUACUUGAAAUUAAACUUAAAUCCGAUUUUGAACCCAAUGAUUCAAAUGAUAAUCCAUAUUCCACAUUUUCCACUUCAUUGUUUGCUACAUAUUUUUGGAAUAAUGGUGAUUUUGUUCAAAGGGAACUUUUUGAUUUUUGGUCUAUUGAAAUAUUUUCUAUAAUUGCUAGCAUUUUUCUAGUAAUAAUUUUGCAAAAUAUGCUGAUUGCUAUUAUGAGUAAUGUUUAUAAAAGUGCAGCCGCCAAAAGUAAUCAAGCCGUAUUAAAAUACAAAGCAAUGAUUAUAUCUGAUUAUUAUGAUUUGAAACAUCGCUUUGAUUUUUGGUAUCAAGAUCCGGAAUAUGUUCCUUCUAAAAAGCGUAUUAGAAAUUUUUACAAUGACAUUUAUCUUGAUAAUCAUAUUUCAGAGUUUGCUAAAGAACUAGAUUACGAUCAUAAUUCAAUUUGGAAAUUUGACAAAUUUGACAAUGAGGAAUAA